This is a messenger RNA of Bolinopsis microptera, 3150 nucleotides long. RefSeq names its product serine/arginine repetitive matrix protein 1-like. The transcript is spliced from 11 exons. The record is from RefSeq and is a predicted model, not a curated record. Bases 62 to 2152 code for a protein of 696 amino acids. Lineage: Eukaryota; Metazoa; Ctenophora; Tentaculata; Lobata; Bolinopsidae.
CUUGUAACUACAGUUAGGUAGGAUGAAGUGAGAGUGUGUGUUAACAUGGUAAUGUUCUACAAUGGGUGAAGUUAAGAGAUCUGAUUCUAAAGGUGAUAUCAGCAAGAUACUAGAUGAUAUACGAGGUAUAGUACACGGCAACAAAGAAACACUAGAUGGACUAAAAGCAAUAAAACAGAAGAAUGAGGAAACUUCCAAAGUUAAGACGAGGGUUGAUAUCCCAUCUGUAGUGUCCGGGUUUAAGAGUGAAGAUAUUGAAGAAGACGAUGAACGAGAUUUGGGGUAUUUGUAUUUCCCGUAUAGGAAAUGGUGCGAGAUAGAUAUUCCGCACAAGAAAGCGAAAGGAGGAGAGAGGGAGUCUCAGAUUAAUAAACGUAGCAAGAGGUUAACUCUACCUGAGCCUACAGAACGAGACCAAUUAGAACACCUCCCAAUGAUAGAAGCUGACACAGUAAGACCUGUUGAGUCAGCACCCAGAACAGGUGCAGCAGGAGCAGCACCCAGAGCAGGUGCAGUAUCCAGAGAACCAGAGCAACCCUCCCCUCCCCAGAGGUUACCUAGACGGGACCAGAGUGAGGAGAGGAGGAGGGGCCGGAGGGACAAGAGCGUUGAGAGGAAACGGCGGAUGGACGCCAUUCGACAAAAAACUUACGACCGGAAAAAGGAACAGAAACCAGAAGAAGCUGAGAGACGAGGCAGAGAUACAAGACAUCCUGACAAGGAGGAGGAGGAGAAGCCGGAACCUCCGUCCCGAAGAGUGCGACCUAAAAAUGAGGAACGACCGUCUAGAAGGAGGACAAGACCAUCUGCUCCAGAUGAACUGGAUGGAAGGUUACCUACAGUAGAAGUAGGAAGUGGACCUACAGAACACACGGCAGCUCCAGAACCCCCUCCACCAGAUCCACCUGUCCGUCUACCAGCUAGGGGCAGAACACCCAGUGGGCAUUCGUCCCCGGAGAUAGAGAUACGUAUCUGCAAAAGAUCUGGAAAGUGUGGAAAUAACCUCGUACCUCAGGAAUUGUUGAAGUUGCAGUCUCAACCAGAUCCCCCUGCUAGAGCACCCCAACAAAAAAGUAACAAUUACGAGUCCCCCCUGUCUCCCUCAUACCGCUCUAAGUCACCCUCAGAGCGGGAAAUGGAGAGAUUAGCUGCUCGUCUGGAGGCACUGAAGAAGGAGGUUAACAGUGUUAUAAGGGACUGUGAGGAGGAUACAGUUGGUAUAAGUUUAAGAGAGGCAGAAGACCGGCCCAAGUCCCCUUAUUACCCUGACAAGUCCCCUUACUACCGGGCCCGAUACCACUCUUCUCCCCAAUCUCCCACUGGGCAAAACGAUAAAACCACCUCUACUACUGAACUACCACAAGUUUACCACCCAGCUAAACAAGAGCACUUUUAUAAUGCUGAGAGGGAUUUGUCCCCGCUACCAUCUGAGAGGGACUUGUCCCCGCUACCAUCUGAGAGGGACUUGUCCCCGCUACCAUCUGAGAGGGACUUGUCCCCGCUACCAUCUGAGAGGGACUCAUCUCCACAACCGGAGAUGCUGUAUCUGUCUACACAGACUCUGGAACUUCCUGGAGAUGAGGGGGUCCCCAUCACUGACCAGCUAGAGUUGGAGGUGUUGUCUUUAACCGAGGUUCCAGAGCUCCACUCCCACUUCGUGCCCGUGCAAAACCAGGCUCCCAGUUCUUAUGAGGAGGUGUAUGAACCUGAAUGUGACCCCAACCUGACUACUAAUCACGUGAUUACGGACACCAACAACCGUCCCAAGCGGGAGGAGCAGCUUCUAACCCCUCCUCCACUGCCCGACAGGGACCCUCACCCAGACAUCACCCUCCGUGGAGACAACUUGUACGACCCCUACCAUAUAGGCACCACAUUCGUAGUGCUCUCCAGACAGAACCACGGCAGGUUCAAGUUCUCCAGCCCUCUGGAUCCCAACAGCUCCGCUCCUGGGAGUCCGAUCCGAGGGAGCCCUCUACCUGGCUCCACAUCAGGAAGCAGUCCUAAAUCAGUCCCUCGUAACGAGGCUCCUGAUGUGCCAGUUAUAACCCCUGCUGUAGCUGCUUCUAGCUGCUCUUGUAGCUGCUUCUCCAGCUGCUUCUCCAGCUGCUCCUGUAGCUGCCAGGUCCAAGAGACCUCUCUACCAACCUAAGUCCCUAAACGGUAGUUUGAUGAGUCUAACCUCACCAUCCAAAUAUGACCUUGAUACCAUCCCCUCAAAGCUGGUGGAACCCUCAAAACCAGUACCUUCUGAAACAGGGAGUCCCCCCGCCCUCCCGGCUAGAAACCCAGGCAUGUCUCCGGAGAGGAGGAAGGGGUUCCCGCGUCCUACUAAGGAGCCAGUUUACAGGGAGGUAGCUGUGGAUGCUCCUGAUAGACCUAUCUUACUAGACAGAAAGCACUCUCUUCUGGAGCAACAGAGAAACUCAGCUUCUAGAGAGUUCCACCUCCAGACCAUUAUGGACGUUGAGAGGCCGGGACGGCUGGACACUUGGUCCGGGGCAAUGCCCCCUGUGGAAGGUGUGGUCCCUCGUCCACUCAGUCCCUACUCUGAGAACUCACUCCGCAGAACAAUGCCUCAUGUUAAGCUGCUGGGAGAGGAGUGGAAGGAGCUAGCACAGAGACUCGGCUACGAGAACUCCCAGAUCGCCUCCUUUUCUCAGGAUUACCCAGACCCUGGCCAGGCUCUGCUGGACCACUGGUCCAGGUUACCGGAGUCUAAACUGGACGAUCUUCUCAAACAUCUCAAGGUUAUGGACCUGUGGAAAACAGCUGACACAUUAGACAAAACAUUCGAUAACACUAACGUGUGAUAUAACUUACUCUAGUUAACAGCUAACUAAUAUUACACUAAGCAAAUGAGAGAUUCACCAGUGUUUAAAUCAUUAGAAAGGAAUUUAUAUCAAUCAGAAAGUCAGAAGUAGUGAUUUUAGCAACAAUGCAUUUGACUUUGAAUUAUUGGAACAUUAGACAAACAAUUUUAUUUUGCCAACUUUUUGGUCGAACUGGUACUAUAUACGUCCGAAUUUACAUUUAAGAUUUCACAAUUAAUAGGUUCCCAAUUAACGUUUUAACAUGCAAAUUUACCUUGUUUAAUGUUAUUAUUUUCGUAAACUAGGCAUGGCCAGUCAACUCAAAAACUGAAUUCAU